AUGCCGCGCCAUGCAGGGCCAACGGGUCAGAGCCUUGAGGGAGGAGGUGCUCUUGUAAAGAAAGAUCAGGCUGUUGAGUGUGGGGAGGGAGCAGCAGCAGCAGCAACAGCAGCAGCAGCUGCUGCUGCUGCUGUUGCGGCUUCUGCUGCAGAAGCUGAUGCUGCUGUUGCUGCAUUAGGCCCAUCAGAGGCGUCUACAGCAGCUGCGUCGAUCCCCUGCAGCAACAACAGCAGCAGCUGCUGCAGCCCCACACCCGAUGACGCUGCAUGCACCAGAGCAACCUCUCCUUAUACCCCGCAGCAGCAGCAGCAGCAGCAGCAGCAGCAAGACAUGCAGCAGCAGCAACACGGGGCCUCGCAGGAGCAGCAGGAACAGCACCAGGGUGAGCAACAGCAGCAGCAGCAGCAGCAGCAGCAAGACGAGCAGCAGCAUGACGCGCAGCAGCAGCAGCAGCAAGAACAACAAGAGCAGCAGCAACAAGAGGAAGUAGACGAACAACCAGAUCAGCAGGAGCAAGGGCUGCAGCAACAGCAGGACCAUCCGCAGCAGCAGCAGCAGCAAGAGCAGCAACAGCAAGACCAGCAGCAACAUGGGCAGCAGCAGCAGCAGCAGGCUCAGGAACAACAACAGCAGGACCAGCAGCAACAGCAGGAAGAACAGCAACAGCAGGACCAGCAGCAACAGCUAGAGCAGCAGCAGCAGCAGCAGCAGCAGCAGCAGCAGCAGGAACUUCGGAAGCGGAAGUCUGCUGUCAUUGGCGGCCCUGUGCAGAAGAGGCCUCAGUGGGGAUCGUGCGAUCCCCCGCAUGACUACACAAGGCCAAGUGCAGCAGCAGCAGCAGCAGCAGGUGCAGCAGCAGCAGCCGCAGCAGGUGCAGCAGCAGCAGCACCAGAGGAGCCAACUGUCGUUGUGCUGGACGCAGCAAGCCCGCACCCUGAUGCUGCAGCAGCAGAUGUUUCUCUUCCGGCUCCUCCCCCCGCUGUUGCUGCUGUUGCUGCUGCAGCAAACCCCACACUUGUGGCAGCUGGGCUGCUGCACCCGAACGGCAGCUCAGCAGCAGCAGCAGCAGGAGCAGCAGGAGAGAUUACCCAGGCUUGCUGCUCCUGGGCGGUUGCUAGAGUGCAUGCAGCAGCAGCAGCAGCGCUUGCUGCUGCUGCUGCUGCACCGGCCAGUGCUACAGAACCUGGAAGAGCAGAUGCUGCUGCUGCUGCAGCAAACCCUGCCGCCUAUCCUCCGAGCAGCAGCAGCAACAGCACCAGCAACUGCUGCUGCAGCACCGUAUGUCCUGAGGCACCGCGGGUCAGGGCCUGCAGCAGCUGCAUGCAGCGGCAGGAGAUUAGCAGCAGACUGCCAGUCUCGCUGCUGCUGCUGCAGAUGCAAUCCUACUUCGUUGACCUCCUGAGGUACCUAAGAGACACUGCAGCAGCAGCAGCAGCAGCAGCAGCAGCAGCAGCAGGGACAGACGCAGAGAAGGCACAGCAAGCAGCCAGAGCAGCGGAAACAAACUACGCUCAUCACCUUCAAGUUAUCUUAGGAAGCUCCUGUGCUGGACUGCAGCAGCAGCAGCAGCAGCAGCAACUCCCCCACAUGGGCUCUAAGCAGUCCGUAGGGAAGGAAGCAGCAGCAGGAGCAGCAGAAGAAGCAGCAGCAGCAGAAACAGCACCUGCAUGCGCAGCAGUGAAAGCUGAACCGAUAGCCCAGGCAGCAGCAGCAGCAGCACAAGCUGCAGCAGCACCAGAAGCAGCAGAAGCAGACCUCCAAAGGGCUUCUGCUGCUUCCCCAGAGAAGGAUUCUGCUGCUGCUUCGCCGCUUCCCAGCAGCCAUGCAUGCAGCUGCCCAGAGUCAGCCGUGCAGCAGCAGCAACAGCAGCAGCAGCAGCAGCAGCAGGCUCCGUGUCAGGAAAAUGAAAAUGUAAAUACACCUGAGGAAGGCGAAACUGCCUUCGAGACACCUGAAGAAACAGCAGCAGCAGCAGCAGCAGCAGCAACCCAACCAGCAGGGGUCUUGCAGCAGCAGCAGCAGCAGCAGCAGCAAAUGCAAAUGCUUGUUGAUCAAAUAUCCGCAAAUGGAAUCCCGCAGGGUGAAGCAGCAGCAGCAGCAGCAACAGCAGCAGCAGCAGCAACAGCAACAGCUGCAGCUGGAGAAACGCCCCAGCCGGCAGCACCGAGCCCAGAUGCGUCCGCUGCCUCCCUCAUCCGCAGCAGCAGCAGCAGCAGCAGCAGCAGGAAGUGUGGGGGUUCUGCUUGGUCUGAAGUCGCAGCUAAGCUUCAAUGCCCUGAGCUUGUAGGGUUGCCUGAGGCCCUGUCUCCUUAUGUUUGUAUAUUUGCUGCUCUGCUGCUGCAAGGACCCACUGCAGCAGCAGCAGCAGCAGCAGCAAUUGCAGCAGACACAACUGAGAAGUUGACUCUGCUGCGGCAGCAGCAGCAGCAGGAAAGCCAACAGCAAGAAGCGCACCUGCUGCUGCAGCUGCAGCAGGCACAUAACGAAUUCCUUGUGCUGCAGCAGCAGCAGCAGCAGCUGCAGCAGCUUAAAGACAAACUUGCGAUGUACGAGGCCCCCCGAGGUUCGCUGACUUUCGAGGGGCCCCUCAGCAGCAGCAGCAGCAGCAGCAGCAGCAGCAGCAGCAAGGACCCCCAUGCGGCUACGCCAAAGUGCAGCCACACAUUUUCUCUACCAACCCAAGAAGAAACAGCAGCAGCAGCGGCAGCAGCAGCAGCAGCAACAGCAGCAGCAGCAGCAGCAGCAGCCCCUGCAGAGUCUCCAGAAGGGAUCGCAGCAAACGGAUCGGCAGAGCAGCAGCAGCAGCAGCAGCAGCAGCGUCCUGUAGAGGGUGAAGAUGGGAGCGCUGCAGGCGGCAGAGGAGACAGCUGUGGUGACGGGGACUCUGUCUUCCUUCCUGCUGCAGCAGCUGCUGCUGCUGCUGGUGCUUCAGGAGAGGCCCCUUCUGCUGCAGCGCAGCAGCAAAGCGGUUCACGGCCACAAGUGUCUCCCGAUGCUCUUGAUCAGCAGCAGCAGCAGCAGCAGGAACAACAGCAGCAGCAGCAGCAGCCAGGAGGCGUCCUUGCGGAUGCAACAGAUUUCUGUGUUGAUGCAGCAGGGGCUCUUCUAGAUGAUUUCGAGGUGUCUCCACACUGCUGCCACUGCGGCAGCAUGGGCUGCUGCAGCAGCAGAGCAGCAGCAGCAGCAGCAGCAGCAGAGCAGCAGCAAGGGGGCCCCUCUGCUGCUCCUUCAGCCCCCCCUCCUCUCCACGACGCUGCUGCUGACUGGGGCUCCCAGUGGGGAUUGCGGCGCUGCAGCAGAAGGACCCGUGCAGUGCAGCAGAGCAGGGCCCUCCGAGCAGCAGCAGCAGAAGCAGCAGCAGCAGCAGCGGAAGAUGAAGGAGGCGUCGGGUCUGACGGUAGCACAGAUUCAGGCGCUGGGGGCAUGCGCAGCAGAAGCAGCAGACAGCAGCAGCAGCAGCAACAGCGAGCCAAAGGGUUUUAUCAAGGCAGCCCUGCAGCAGCAACAGGAGCAGCAGCAGGACCAGGAACAGCAGCAGCAGCAGCUGCUGCUGCGUCAUACUGCGGAAUAAAGAAGAGACAAGAUGGAGGGAAUGCAGCAGGAGGGGCCUCCCUGGGGCUUCUCAGCAGCAAACAACGAAGAGAGCAGCAGCAGCACCUGGCGCCUCCUUCAGUUGUUAGGAGCGCUUCUGCUGUUGCUGCUGCAGUUGCUGCUGCUGCUGCUGCUGCAGCAGCGGGCGUGCCCAGCUGCUGCAGCAACUCAGCAGCAGCAGCAAACAGCUUUGCUGCAGCAGAUAAGGCAGCACGCUCAAAGAGACUCGGCAACACGAGACCUCGAGCUGGGGGCCCCUCUCCUGCAUACUAUGACGAGGCAGAGGGCCCUGGUUCUUCAAGGAAGCGUGCAGCAGCAGCAGCAGCAGCAGCAGCAGCUGGCGCAGGCGAGGGCCUAGGGGCCCCCACCGGGGAGUCGGGGGGCCCCUCUUUAUUUCACUUUGGUGCUGCAGCAACACCUGUCUCCUUGAGCAGCAACGAAGCUGCAGUAGGAUCAGCUGAAGGCACUCUGAUGUCUCUGGGGGCCCCUGGCAGCUUAGAGGGGCCUUGUAGGCAGCAGCAGCAGCAGCAGCAGCAGCAGCAGCAGCAGCAGCCUUCUCCUGUGGAGGAGAGUUCUCGUUCUUUAGGUGCCUUUGAUGUCCCUGGAGCUGCGGAAGGGGGCCCCCUAGGGGGCCCCCUUCCAGGGUGUGCAUCUCCAAAAGACCCGUGCUGCAGCAGCAGCAGCUGCAGCAGCAACAGCAGCAGCAGCAGCAGCAGCAGCAGUUGCAGCAGCAGCGUGAGCAGCAUUAGCAGCUGUGGAGUUCCCUCUGCACGUAUCGGUUCGAUGUGUAUAUCAUCUUGCAAGGAAAUUGCUGCUUCUCCUCCCAGCAGCAGCAGCAGCAGCAGCAGCAGCAGCAGCAGCAGUAGCAGUAGCAACAUCAGCAGCAACAACAGCAACAGCAACAACAAUAACAACAACAACAGCAGCAGCAGCAGUGCAUGCAUGCGGGUGUCUCCUAGUGUUGAAGGAGGCCUAUCUAAUGAGGAGUGGGGAGAAGAGACAAGGCCGAUGAAAGGCGUAUAUUUUGACAAGACGCAGAAGAGCUGGAUAGGGUCUUUCUAUGAAGAAAGGAGACAGAUAAAAAAGAGGUUUAAGGUUGCUACAUACGGCUAUCAUACAGCUAAAGCCUUAGCUAUUAAUGUACGCUUAACGUUUGAACGAAAGACGAGGCAAAAGGAUGAAAGCAGAAGAGAGACACAUCCUGCAACCCAAGCAGAGAGACUCCUAGCAGGUGCAACAGAAGCAGCACUAGCAGCAGGAGAAGCAGGGGUUGACUCAAAUAAAGAAGCUCAGCUGCGUCUGCUGCUCCGCAGCGCAGCAAGCGGCUCUACUGCGCAGCUGCCACGCAGCGAGCUGCUGCAGCAGGUGCUGCGUAGACAGCCCAAGGCAUAUGAAGACAAGAAACAAUAUGCUCGUUCAUUUGCUCCUGCUGCAACAAAUAAUACUCCCGUUCCUGCUGCUGCUCCUACUGCUGCUGCUGCUGCUGCUGCUGCUGCAGGCAACCCCACACAUCAUACGUUCCCCAUCCUUACACCCAAAGCGACAUACGAACCCAGUUCAGCAGCAGCAGCAGCAGCAGCAGGGAGUGCUGCCAAUGCUGCAGCAACUUCACUCUCUCAGCAAACACACCGCUGGCCAUCUACAGCAGCAGCAGCUGCUGCUGCUGCUGCGGCUGCAGCAGCAGCAGCAGUCAAAACCGAACCCUCAACGGCUCUCCUUAGUCAUGAGAAGCAUCAACAACUCCUCCGGCAGAGAGCACGCAGCAGCAGCAGCAGCAGAAGCAGCAGCAGCGGUAUAGAUGACUCCAAGGCAUCGGAGGCAGCAGCAGCUGCUGCUGCUGCAGCUGCGGCGGCUGCUGCUGCACCUUGCUCGGCUGUUGCUGCUGCAGAAUUUGCUGCUGCUGUUGCUGCGCUGCGCUGCAGCCUAGCAGCUCAAGAUGACUCUGCUGCUUCUAGAGGUGCAGCAGCAGCAGCUGCUGCUGCUACUCUGCGCCAGCAGCUGCAGCAGCAAGAGCAGCAGGGCGUGCAGGACCGCUCCGUUUGCUCCCCACCUCCCUCAGCAACAGCAGCAACAGCAGCAGCAGCAGCAGCAGCAGCAGCAGGGGGGAGCGAUGCAAGAGAUAAUAUUGGAGGGGUAGAGGAAGACUUAGACAAAGCCCUCGGAGCAGCAAUAAGAGAGACGAGAGACAACUCUUCACUUGUUGCGCAGGCAUUAGAUGUCUCUUCAGCUUCUCUAGCCUUCUUUCAUUCAGCUGCUGCGCUGCACCACAAACAGCAGCAGCAGCAACAGCAGCAGCAGCAGCAGCAGCAGCAGUUGCAGCUGCUGCGGUCGCCAAUGGCAGGAGCAAUGGCAGCAGCGUGCAGCAGCAGCAGCAAAACAAAGCAGCAGGAGAUGCGGCAGUUGGGGGCUUCUUCUGAUCUCUUAGUCCCUCCUGCUGCUGCUGCUGCUGCUGCACCAGCAAGCCCAGCGGAUUCUCCUUCCUCUACUGCAGCAACGCCACCCCACAGCACUGCUGCUGCUGCUGCUGCUGCUGCUAACGGUGCGCCACCCCACACAGGUUGCGGGGAAGGAGCCGAAGAGAGGCAGCAGCUGCUUGCAGCAGCAGAAGAGGCAUUGAGGAGCAGCAACUGGCUGCAGCAGCAGGAAGCCCCUGCUGCUGCUGAUGUGUCCAGGCAUGCAGCAGCAGCAGAAGCAGCAGCAGCACGAGAGCCCGAGGCGUUGGCUGCAGCAAGCAGCACAAGCUGUGGAGGAUACGCAAGGGAUUCUGCUGCAGCAGGAAGGGGCCCCCAAGGCAUCUGCUGCAGCAGCAGCAGCACAGCGGAGACGGAAGCAGCAGGAGGCCGCAGCAGCAGAACGAACAUGGGCCUCUUUGGGUCUGCAUGCGUAGAUAGCAGCAGCAGAGACAGCAGCAGCAGCAGACUAAUAACAGACGCAAAGAACUUGCUGCAGUUGCAGCAGCAACUGCAGCAGCAGAUGCAGCAGCAACCGCUUGCUGAGCUGGCAGCAGCAACAGCAGCGCUGCGGCAGGCAGCAACCCUAGGGGACACAACGCAGCUGCAGCAGCAGCUGCUCGAUCAGCUGCAGCAGCUGCAGAGGCAGCAGCAGCAGCAGCAGCAAACUACACUGGCGUUCGGCUGCGAGGCAAAGCAAGCGGACAUCAGCGAAGGCCCCGGACCUGCAGCAGCAGCAGCAGCAGCAGCAGCAGCAGCAGCAGCAGAUGAAGGGGAGAAGCAUGGGGGCUCAAGCUGCACUGUGGAAGCCCAAGGUCUCACGGCAGGCGAUGUUGCUGCUGAGUUGCAGCAGCGACAGAAGCAGCAGCAGCUGCUGCUGCGGCAGCAGCAACUGCUGCUGCAGCUGCGAGCAGGAAGAGAUGCUAAGCUUGCUGCUGCAGAGGCCCUCAAGUGUCUCCUCUCUGGAGACGCAGCAUUGCUGCAGCCAGUAACACUGCAGCGCCAGGCAGAAGCAGCAGCAGCAGCAACAACAGCAGCAGCAGCGCCAACUGCAACAACAGCAGCGACUGCAGCAGCAGAAGGCAGCAGCACUGGACUUGGGGCAAAUGCCAGCCAGUCCCAGCAGCAGCAACAGCAACAGCAGCAGCACCAACAACAGCAGCAGCAACAGCAGCAGCAGCAGCAGCCUUUGAAACCAUCGGCUGUCUCUCUGCAGCAGGCAGAGGGGCCCAAAUGGAGUGCCCCUGAUUCCUGCGGAGCUUCUGCUGCAGUGCCUUAG
This is a messenger RNA of Eimeria acervulina, 7320 nucleotides long. RefSeq lists its product as hypothetical. Lineage: Eukaryota; Apicomplexa; Conoidasida; Eucoccidiorida; Eimeriidae. The transcript has a single exon. Bases 1 to 7320 code for a protein of 2439 amino acids. The record is from RefSeq and is a predicted model, not a curated record. Gene Ontology annotation, molecular function: DNA-binding transcription factor activity; protein serine/threonine kinase activity. Gene Ontology annotation, biological process: regulation of DNA-templated transcription; intracellular signal transduction; positive regulation of apoptotic process. Gene Ontology annotation, cellular component: nucleus.